This is a messenger RNA of Parasteatoda tepidariorum (common house spider), 4667 nucleotides long. RefSeq names its product NAD synthetase (gene Nadsyn). Gene Ontology annotation, cellular component: cytoplasm. The record is from RefSeq and is a predicted model, not a curated record. Gene Ontology annotation, biological process: NAD+ biosynthetic process. Lineage: Eukaryota; Metazoa; Arthropoda; Arachnida; Araneae; Theridiidae. Gene Ontology annotation, molecular function: ATP binding; NAD+ synthase (glutamine-hydrolyzing) activity; glutaminase activity.
GCAUUCAAGACAGUGCGAAAAACGACCGUGAAAAUGGGAAUAAGCUUUUUUCUAGGUUUGAGGUUACAAACGGACUUUUUAAUCAACUUUGUUUAUUCUUUCUACUUCAACUUGUAUUUGUUGUUGUCGCAUGGAUACGGCAUCAUGGUUUGUUUGGAGGUCACGGAAAAGUGAUAAGUUAUCUUAAAAUAUUUCUUGCUGCCUCUGUAAUCAGAUAAAAUCCUCUUUCUCAUAAGUAUUUUGGAAGUUAGAAACUAUUAGAGUUUACCAACAACAAUCAAACAAUUUUAAAACUUUGUUUAAUUGGCGUAGUAAAUUCAUUUUCCAAUGAAUUUUGCUCCUGACUCAUUCGGACCACGAUGCUGACAUAAAGUUAUCCUCAGUGAUAGACAGAUAAUCAGUUAAGAGUCUCCUUUGCUAUCUGGGUAACCGUGGGAAAUUUUUGUUGUUUUCCUCUCCAUGUAAUGCAAAUGCGGGUUGCCUACAUUUUCAAGUUCAACAUCAAAUUGUUCCUUCAACAUGGGUCGAAAAGUUACUCUUGCUACAUGCACCCUUAAUCAGUGGGCAAUGGACUUUAGAGGUAAUUAUGAACGAAUUCUUGAAAGCAUUAAAAUUGCCAGAGAUAGAGGUGCUACUUAUCGAUGUGGCCCAGAAUUAGAAAUUACCGGCUAUAGUUGUGGUGAUCAUUUUUAUGAGAGUGAUACAUUGCUUCAUUCAUGGGAAGUACUGGCUAAGUUAUUGCAGGAUCCAGUUUGCAAGGAUAUGAUAAUUGAUAUUGGAAUGCCAAUUAUGCAUAAGAAUGUGACUUAUAAUUGUAGAGUUGUAUUUUUGAAUAAGAAGAUACUUCUAAUUCGACCCAAACUAAUCCUUUGUGAUGAUGGCAACUACCGAGAAACUCGUUGGUUUACUGCAUGGACUAAAACGAAACAAACUGAAGAUUUUCAUUUGCCAAGAAUGAUUCAGGAUAUAUGUGGACAACAAACUGUCCUAAUAGGUGAUGCUGUGAUUGCUACUUUAGAUACCUGCAUUGGUUUUGAAAUCUGUGAAGAAUUAUGGAACCCUCAGAGCUCACAUAUAUCACAAAGCUUUGAUGGAGUUGAAAUAAUUUCCAAUGGUAGCGGAUGCUACCAUGAGCUUAGAAAAGCCUAUGUUGUUGUAGACUUGGUAAAAUCGGCUACAGCUAAAUGUGGAGGCAUUUAUUUGUUCUCAAACUUGCGUGGAUGUGAUGGAGAGAGAACUUAUUUUCAAGGCUGCUCUCAUGUAGCAAUUAAUGGGCAUAUGGUUAGUAUUGGCAAACAAUUUUCAUUACAAGAUGUUGAAGUCAUAACUGCAACAUUAGAUCUGGAAGAUGUCCGGAUUUACAGAAAUGCCAUUCGUAGUCGCAAUUUAGUUGCUGCUUCAGCACCUCGUUAUCCUCGAGUUCAAUGUGAUUUUGCUUUAUCCUCAAAUGACUUAUUCUUGCCAACGUUUGAGCCAAAAGAGUGGAAAUAUCAUUCACCUGAUGAAGAGAUUGCUUUAGGGCCAGCUUGCUGGUUAUGGGAUUAUUUACGACGAAGUGGGCAAGGUGGCUUCUUUUUACCAUUGAGUGGUGGAGUUGAUAGUAGUAGUACUGCUGUUAUUGUUCAUUCAAUGUGUACUUUAAUUUGUCAAGCUAUAUCUGAUGGAGACACCAAUGUUUUGGAAGACUUGCGAAAGAUUAUUGGUGAUUCAAAAUACAAACCUCAAAAUCCCAGAGAGUUAUGUAAUCAAAUAUUGGUGACUUGUUACAUGGGCACUAAAAACUCAUCGGAAGAAACCUGCAAUCGAGCAAAAGAUUUGGCUUCACAAGUUGGUAGUUUCCAUAUGAAAAUUAAAAUUGAUAUAAUAAUAGAUGCAAUAUUAGCUGUGUUUACCUUAGUUACUGGUGUAACACCAAAAUUCCGUGCUCAUGGUGGAAAUACACGAGAAAAUUUAGCCUUACAAAAUGUGCAAGCUCGUAUUCGAAUGGUUAUGGCAUAUUUUCUUGCUCAAUUGGUUUUGUGGACUAGAAAUCGCUCUGGUGGCUUACUAGUGCUAGGUUCUGGAAAUGUUGAUGAGGGGCUUGCCGGCUACCUCACAAAGUAUGAUUGCUCAAGUGCAGAUGUCAAUCCUAUAGGAUCAAUUAGUAAAAAAGAUCUGAAAUCUUUUUUAAAAUAUGCAAUAUUUCAAUUUAGCUUACCGGCAUUGGGAGAAAUUCUCGAUGCGCAACCGACAGCCGAGUUAGAACCGUUGGUAGAAGGCAAGUUAGUCCAGACAGAUGAAGAAGACAUGGGCAUGACCUAUGAUGAACUUAGCAUUUAUGGUCACUUGCGUAAGCCAGGAGGUUGCGGUCCUUACUCUAUGUUUUGUAAACUUGUGAAUACUUGGUCAAAUAUUUUGCAAGCACAUGAUAUAGCGGAUAAAGUGAAGCAUUUUUUCAGGAAAUACUCGAUAAAUCGUCAUAAAAUGACUGUUCUCACACCCUCUUACCAUGCUGAAACUUACAGUCCUGAUGACAACCGAUAUGAUCAAAGGCCAUUUUUGUAUAAUGUGAAAUGGGAUUGGCAGUUCCAUGCAAUCGACGUUGCUCUGAAAAGGUAUAAGAAAAUAAAAGAGGACAGAAUGAGAGAGAUAGCUAGUCACGGUUACAGUAAAAGUCAUCAUUCAAAAGAGAGGAGUUAUCCCGACCUUAGUGGUGCUCCUCUUCUAGAGAGUGUGUCUGGAACUGGACGAUUUGGUGUUGUUGUUUCUGAUAGCUUGCCUAAAUGCUCAAAAGAUGGCAUGCAUAGAUCAUCCUACAGACGUGGAACUGUGGGAGCAGCUGUGAGCUCAGAUGUUUUAUCUUUUUAAAAGAUCUGUUAAUUUUUGAUUAAAUUGAACAAAUUUUGUUUAAUUCUCUUUUCUUAUGUUAUUUAGUUUUUGAAAACUCAAGGUGCUAUACGUGCUGUCCUAUAUAUAUAUAUAUCUUGUAUUUAUAUUAAUCUAAGAGUUAUGUUACUAGAUCAUGAAAAAAAUUGAGUGUAAAUUAAAGUUUUCACUUAAAGUUAAUAGCUUAUCUAUCAGUAUUUACUUUUCAUACGUUGAAUUUUUUGGUUAUAUUAUUAGUAUUACUAGAGUUUUUCUCUACAGAAGUCUAGUUAUAUAUUUGUGCUGUAUUGUUAAAUGUUUACCUACAUAAUGUAUGGUUAAGAUUUUAAUUGAUAAUUGUUUAUUAAUUAAUUAUCAUUGAUUUGCUUAGUGUUAGAUUUUUUUUUAAUUCAAAAUUUUAGAGAGCUGCAGUAAGAUUAAUUUUUUUAUUCUCUUGAAACCCUAUUUUCUGUACUGAUUCAAAAAUAAAUAAGUUGCAGGACUGCUGGAAGAAUUUUAUUUCAGAGAAGGUCAGUGGCAGAUUUUUUGGAGGGGAAAUGCUAUGAAUUCCAAUAUUUUAUAUGCAUAUUAAAUAACAUGUCAAAACUUGUUUCCAUCUGCAUUAAACUUAAAUAUUUACUUUGAAGUAAGGUUUUUUACAUUUAAUUUUAUAACACAGUUGGAUUCUAAAUAAUUGAAAUGAACAGUUAUUACAAAAUAUAAAUACCAUACAAUAUUACCGUGUUAUUAAUUUUUAUUCUGUUGGAACUUUAAAGAUAUAUUUUUAGAAAUGAAUUAACAGUACACAAUUACAGUUAAUUAAAAAACUGCAAAAUCGAUAAAAAAUGGAAUUUUACUCUCUGCUGUCUCCCUGCGCAAUAACCCUAAAGAUCUGUACUGUAACUGAAGAAUACAAAUAUUUUUCUAUACAUUUUAAAGUACAUUUAAAUUAAUAUUGAAAUGUCUAUUCCUCAAAACUCAUCAAUUGCAUUAAAUCUUCAAUUAUAUUAUAAACACAUAUUUUUUUUCAUUUGAAAAAUGUUAUGUUAGGUUUGUACCUAUUCAUAAUGAAUUCCAUUUUAUGCAAAACCUUUUCAACUGCUAUUUUAAUGCUGUUCUUAUUCUAUUAUUGAUAUUUCUUUAUUUUAAAGUUAAUUUAUUCAAAAUUUAACAUUCUAAAAAAACUUUUCAACAAAAUGCCUUUUAAUUUAUUAUUCUAAAAAUUAAUAAACAAAAACUGGAAAAAAGGAAAUAUUCUGGCAAAAGUGUGAAGAAAUCUAAUAGUAUAAUACAUAUUUACAGUCUCUUAUGAGUUGCUUGAAAAAUCUGUUCUCUGUCAAAUAAUUUUUAUCAGUGAGGAUGGUUAAAUAUUCUCAAAAAAUGAGUUUUCUGAAAAUAUGUUUAACAACAAGUCUUGUAGGGUAGCAUCUGGCAAUCGAAGGAAUAUUCUUAACUAAUUUGUAUACAGUAUAGAAUGCAAACAAUAAUAUUAAUCUUGGGCAGUUUAAUAUUAGAAGAAACUGCAUAUCCUUUUUGUUAUUGUUUCGAAUAUUUUUCGUCUCAUUCUGUAAAAAUAUUAUUUCCAAUCGAAUUCACAGGCAAUAAAUGUAUUAUGUGUAUUUUUUUUCCUCUCUUUUUUAGACUUAUUGUAAUAUUUGCUCAUUUGGCUGAAGUUUUUGUAUGGAUAUUUUAAUUUUACAUAAUACUUAGUUUAAAGUUAAGUCUCUAAGAUUUAAAAAAUUACUCUCUAAUCGUUUAUGUAUAUACUUUGGAUAUAUUUCUUUAUGUAUAUAUUUUUAAUUAAUAAAUUUUUAGUCCCCUUG